Messenger RNA from Chaetomium globosum CBS 148.51, 1755 nucleotides. RefSeq lists its product as uncharacterized. Gene Ontology annotation, molecular function: zinc ion binding; metallocarboxypeptidase activity. The record is from RefSeq and is a predicted model, not a curated record. NCBI's taxonomy places the organism in Eukaryota, Fungi, Ascomycota, Sordariomycetes, Sordariales, Chaetomiaceae. Gene Ontology annotation, biological process: proteolysis. Bases 1 to 1755 code for a protein of 584 amino acids. The transcript has 4 exons.
AUGAGGUCUUGCAAGCAGCACUUAACCGCCCGCCCCGCUGUGUGCUGCAUCUCUGGCGCGACAUCGGUGGCCAAUCGUGCAGCAGGUUCCGGCCGUUUAUGCCGUUGUCGGGUGUUCGUGGUUGGUGUCUUGGUUCUUGGCUGGCACGGCUCAAGGCACGGCUGGCUUGCCACGCUACCCGUCGCCCUCGCCCUUAUCUUCGCCGCACCGACCGUUAACAGCGCUGGGAUCCAACCAUCUUUCUACGAACGCGAGGCCCGCACCGAACCCGCCGGCCAUGUCUUCCCGUUCCUGAGAUGGCUACGCGAUAGCGCUGUGGAGGUCGUCUUCGGCAAACCAUCGACGAGGACAAAGGUCCCGGCGCCUGGUGCGCAGCUGCAAUCUAGGUAUUCGAAUGAUGUCGUGGUGCGCUUCAAUGUCACCAAUUCUGAGGAGGAGGGCGCGCUCGCGCAGGCGAUCGAUCAGAUGUUUCUCGACGUUUGGGCCUUUACGCCAGAAUAUGUCGAUGUCAGGUUAGACAAGGGCGACGUGUUGGGACUCCUUGGUUUGCUGCCCAAGUCGUUGGAACCGUCGAUACUGGUCCAGGAUGUCGCCGCGGCAGUGUGGGCGACCUACCCCUCAGCGUCGGCCAAGAAACCCCGGAUCGAGUCAAGCAUGGUUAAUGCUGCGAAACUGAAGACGUCGCUGGACGGAGUGGGGAAUAUCUUUUUCCAGAACUACCAGACUUUGGCUGUGAUCACGAGUUGGAUGCGCUUAUUAGAGGCCAUGUUUCCGUCCAUCGCGAGCAUGACUAGCAUUGGCAAGUCGUACGAAGGUAGGGACGUUUAUGCCUUACGAGUCGGGGCUCGUAGCAGCGACAACGAAGACAAGGGGCCGAGGAAGACCAUUCUCAUUACCGGAGGUCUCCAUGGUCGCGAAUGGAUCUCGACGAGCUCCGUGAGCUAUCUUUUGUGGUCGGUUAUCACGUCAUACAACAACGAGCCGAUGAUCACCAAACUUCUUGAACACUUCGACAUCGUGUUCAUCCCGGUUCUCAACCCAGACGGCUACGAAUACACUUGGCAGACGGACCGUCUCUGGCGCAAGUCAAGGCAAGUGACCAAGAUGCGCUUCUGCCGCGGACUCGAUCUCGACCAUGCUUUCGGCCACGGGUGGGACGCCUCCCAACACCAAACCGACCCUUGCUCAGAGAGCUACGGCGGGGACCAGCCUUUCCAAGCCGUUGAGGCGUCUGAGCUGGCGAAAUGGGCCCGAAACGAGACGGAACACGGGGCCAAAUUUGUCGCCUUUCUUGACCUACACUCCUACUCACAACAGGUGCUCUUCCCGUACGCGUAUACCUGCUCCAUCGACCCACCCAACCGCGAGAACCUUGAGGAGCUUGCUGUGGGGCUGGCCAAGGCGAUUCGGCUUUCGAGCGGAGAGCCGUACACCGUCACCUCGGCGUGCGAGGGGGCCGUUGCUCGGACAUAUAGUGCGAGCAACUCGCUUCCGCGUAUCGAGGCGGGUGGCGGCGCAGCCAUCGACUGGUUCUAUCACGAACUCCAAGCACGGUAUAGCUACCAAAUCAAGCUACGAGACACCGGGAGCUAUGGUUUCUUAGUACCCACUGACAACAUUGUCCCUACCGGUGAGGAGAUGUUGAACGCUUUGAAGUACCUCGGCGAUUAUCUCCUCGGGAACAACGGAAUAGAGAUGUCUUUCCCACAGGAAACAUCGGAUCGGUGGGGAGAUCUUAGAAAACGGAGACGGUGA